Molecule: messenger RNA, 1446 nt
Organism: Suhomyces tanzawaensis NRRL Y-17324
Lineage: Eukaryota; Fungi; Ascomycota; Pichiomycetes; Serinales; Debaryomycetaceae
Product: metallodipeptidase
Exons: 1
Coding region: 1-1446 (481 amino acids)
Biological process (GO): proteolysis
Molecular function (GO): metallodipeptidase activity
Source: RefSeq, a predicted model, not a curated record
AUGAGUUACGAAAAGUUACCAUUGGAACCUUUGUUCCAGAAGAUCGACGAGUUAAAGCCUCAGUUCAUUGAACGUUUGGAAAGAGCCGUGGCCAUUCCUUCCGUUUCCGGAGACGAAACCUUGCGCCCACAAGUGGUGAAGAUGGGAGAGUUUUUGAUCACUGAAUUGACUGCUUUGGGCUUCACCGACAUCCAGCGCAAGGAGUUGGGCACCCAGCCACCUCCAGUCGCCGAUGCCAACUUGCAAUUGCCUCCAGUCAUCUUGGGACGCUUCGGAACCUCCCCAGAAAAGAAGACUGUGUUGGUUUACGGACACUACGACGUCCAACCUGCUGCAAAGGAAGACGGAUGGGCUACCGAGCCCUUCACUUUGGUCCACGACCAGGCUAAGGACAUCUUGUACGGACGUGGCUCCACUGACGACAAGGGUCCAGUUCUUGGAUGGUUGAACGUGAUCCAAGCCCACAACGAAUUGGGCUGGGAAUUGCCUGUCAACUUGGUGGUUUGCUUCGAGGGAAUGGAAGAGAGCGGUUCGCUCGGCUUGGACGAGUUGAUCGAGCGUGAAGCCAAGGAGUACUUCGCCAAGGUCGACCAAGUCACUAUCUCCGACAACUACUGGUUGGGUACCUCCAAGCCUGUGUUGACCUACGGAUUGCGUGGAUGCAACUACUACCAGAUCAUCGUCAACGGUCCUGGUGCCGACUUGCACAGUGGUGUUUUUGGUGGUACCAUUGCUGAGCCAAUGACCGACUUGAUCAAGGUCAUGUCCACUUUGGUCAACAGCGACGGGCUGAUUCAGAUCGAGGGCAUCAAGGAAAUGAUUGCUCCUCUCACUGAUAAGGAGAACGCUUUGUACGACGAGAUCGACUUCUCGGUGGACGAAUUCAACGCUGCUGCUGGUUCCGAAACCUGUUUGCACACCACCAAGCAAGACUUGUUGAAGCACCGUUGGAGAUUCCCAUCGUUGUCCUUGCACGGAAUUGAGGGUGCCUUCUCGGGUACUGGAGCCAAGACCGUCAUUCCAGCCAAGGUCAUUGGUAAGUUUUCCAUCAGAACCGUUCCCAACAUUGAGUCCGCCAAGUUGGACCAGUUGGUGUUCCAACACGUCGAGGCCGAGUUUGCCAAGUUGAAGUCGCCCAACACCUUGAAGGUUGAGUUGAUCCACGACGGUAACUACUGGGUUUCCAACCCUUUCAACGACUCGUUUACUGCUGCCUCCAAGGCUACCCAGGACGUGUGGGGCAUUGUUCCUGACUUCACCAGAGAGGGCGGAUCCAUUCCUAUCACCCUUUCGUUCGAGCAGAAGUUGGGUGUCGACGUGUUGUUGUUGCCUAUGGGUAGAGGAGAUGACGGAGCCCACUCCAUCAACGAGAAGUUGGACGUUCCCAACUACAUCAACGGAUGCAAGACUUUGGGAGGCUACUUGCACUACUACGCCAAGGCUUAG